CGGUUCCCCUCGGGCGCGGUGGGUGAAGGCUGGACUUGGCUGGGACGGGGAGGGAGGGGUCGGGAGCCGCAGAGCCUCAGGCUUCCGCCAGGCCCCAGGUCCUUGGGAGCUCCGCGGGUCCCGGCCCAGAUAUCCAGAAAUUAUUCCAAAGGACGCAGGGCAGGUGGAUGACUUAAUUGGCCUGUGGCUGACCUGUGCCCACUCUGAGCUCCCCCCUGAACUAAUCAGAGCCUUGUCAGCGACGCACCACCACACCCACUAAGGGGCACUUAAGACAGAAGAAGCUGGAGUCCGGGGACUCUUAAGACCAAGGCUGGGCCUGGCCCAGGUGACAAACAGGAAGUGCUCAGGCAUCCAGGAGACACACCUGGCUUUCAGAUGAGGAAGACUGGGGCCUGUUGGAAGUACAAAGCACAGCCCCUGCAGCCUCUGCCCCUGAGAGCUCCAUGCAGGUGCCACAGGAUGGAGAGGACUUUGCUGGCCAACCCUGGUACCACGGCCCACUGUCCCGCCAGAAGGCUGAGGCCCUCCUCCAGCAAGAUGGUGACUUCUUAGUUCGUGCAUCUAAGUCCCGUGGGGGCCACCCUGUGAUCUCCUGCCGUUGGCGGGGCUCAGUCCUACACUUCGAGGUGUUCCGUGUGGCCCUGCGCCCCCGGCCAGGCCGGCCCACAGCCCUCUUUCAGCUGGAGGAUGAGCGUUUCCCAAGCCUGCCUGCCCUGGUUCGCAGCUAUGUGACCGGCCAGCGUACACUGUCCCAGGCCACGGGAGCUGUGGCAUCCAGGCCAGUGACGCGGCAAGGACCUAUUCGACGCAGCUUUAGUGAAGACACCCUUCCAGACGGCCCGGCUUGGACAGAGCCACUCAGGGCUAGGAAGCGGAGUGACAGUCAGCCCGCAGGCUUGGAGCAUAUGGGGCAGCCAACAGAAGACCACCCUGGUUCAGGAGCUUCCACUAUGCCUGCAUCUGCCCUGCCUCGGACAGGUAGUGACUCCAUGUUGCUAAAGGUGCCCGUUCCCCUGGGGUCCAUUGCUGACAGCCUCAGGGCCUCUGAUGGGCAGCUUCAUGCCAAGGCACCAACCAAGCCACCUCGAACAUCCUCACUGAUGCUGCCUGAUGCCUCUGGAUGCCCCCCAACGUACUGUGAGCUGGUGCCCCGAGUGCCCAGGGUCCAGGGAACACCUGCUGGCCACAGCUGCCCAGAGCCAGAGGCACCAUGGUGGGAGGCUGAGGAGGAGGACGGAUGUUUUGCAAGACCGCAGGCAGAGGUCUCUUUCUGCCCACCUGACAACCCCUUCUGCCUGCUGGGCUCCCAGAAUCGGCCUCUGGAAACUGAAGUCCUGCAUACUCUCCAUGGCCUGUUCCUGGAGCACCAUCCUGGGAGCACCGCUCUCCACCUGCUAUUGGUGGAUUGCCAGGCGACUGGCCUCCUGGGAGUGACCAAGGCUCAGCGGGGCGCCAUGGGGGUCGCCUCUGGUCUGGAGCUGCUCACACUUCCCCAUGGGCAUCGCUUGAGGUUGGAACUGCUGGAGAGGCUCGAGACGCUGGCACUGGCGGGGGCGCUGGCAGUGCUGGGCUGCGCAGGGCCGCUGGAGGAGCGCGCGGCCGCCCUGAGGGGCCUGGUGGAGCUGGCCCUGGCGCUGCGGCCAGGGGCGGCGGGAGACCUGCCCGGACUGGCCGCGGUCAUGGGCGCCUUGCUCAUGCCCCAGGUGUCGCGGUUGGAACGCACGUGGCGCCAGCUGCGAAGGAGCCACACCGAGGCUGCGCUGGCCUUCGAGCAGGAGCUGAAGCCACUGAUGCGGGCGCUGGAUGAGGGCGCCGGACCCUGCGACCCGGGGGAGGUGGCGUUGCCGCACGUGGCGCCCGCGGUGCGCCUGCUGGAGGGCGAGGAACUCCCCGGGCCCCUGGACGAGAGCUGCGAGCGGCUGCUGCGCACCCUGCACCGGGCGCGUUUGCUGGCCCGGGACGCGCCCAGAUUCCGCGAGGCGGCGGCUCGGCGCCUGCGAGGCUGCUCUGGGGGAGCCAAGGAGCUGGGGCGCCGUGGGCCACACGUCUUGAGAAGUUCCAGCGUGUCCUCACCGUCCUGUCGCAGCGCCUGGAGCCUGACCAUUGAGAGCACAGACUGCCCCCGUCUUCACGCUGGGAUACCAAGGCUUCCAUGGAGACCAAGGAAGCCGCCCAAGCUUCCGCACACAGCCAAAUGCAGUGGGGACCUGCACCCUGCCUCACAGGAGGGGACCUGGUUUGCAAGAACCCACCCUGUGCCCUAAAAAGGCACACUGAUCCUGGCGGAGGGCAGCCUCCUCCCCACACUAGAAGACCCAGAUGUCUGGAGGCUCUGGACGCCCUCUCCCACAUGCCCCCUCGCAUAUCCCACAAAGGGUGAACGUGUGGCUUUUAAUGUUAAAGAGAACUUGCAGAUCUGUAAGAGGCCUGAGUUCAAAUAUGUUUUAAAAGCUGUGUGACUGGG
Molecule: messenger RNA, 2467 nt
Organism: Orcinus orca (killer whale)
Lineage: Eukaryota; Metazoa; Chordata; Mammalia; Artiodactyla; Delphinidae
Gene: SH2D3A
Product: SH2 domain containing 3A
Exons: 11
Coding region: 447-2267 (606 amino acids)
Biological process (GO): positive regulation of peptidyl-serine phosphorylation; small GTPase-mediated signal transduction
Molecular function (GO): guanyl-nucleotide exchange factor activity; phosphotyrosine residue binding
Source: RefSeq, a predicted model, not a curated record